AUGUCUUUGAUGGAGAAAUCUUCACAUUUCUUCAAGGUUAUCCUCCCCUCUACCCUGGUAGAAAAGAAGCUGGAGAUUCCAGAAAUGUUUGUAAAGAAGUUUGGGAAUGAGCUUUCUGAUAUUGCAACGCUGGAGGUUCCCAAUGGUGAAGUUUGGUUUGUGAGACUGUCAAAAGAUGGGGGCAAAAUUUGGUUUCAGGAUGGGUGGCAAAACUUUGUUCAGCAUUAUUCAAUCUCAGUUGGGUACUUCUUGGUUUUCAAAAUUGUGAAGAUUUCAACUUUCCAGGUUCUUAUUUUCGAUUCAACUGCUUGCGAUAUUCACCAUCCAUACAAUGAAAUGAAAACUAAGCCACAAUGCAAUGCUGAUAGCUCAAAAUUGAAGCCUGAAAACAAGUGUAAAAUGGUAGAAAAGGUGAAGAUAGACGAAGCAGAUUAUGAGAAUAAACGUCAGUUUUUAGCUUUACUUGAAGAAAUGGGGAUCUAUGCAAAUGUUAGAUGUAAAUCUUUCUCAGAAGAAGACCAACAGAGAGCAAUUCACUUUGCCAGAUUGUUCAGGCCGAGAAAUCCUUCAUUCAUGGCUGUUUUUCGAUUUCAUAGCUCAGGUGAUCGCCGAUUGAGUGUGCCAGUGAAGUUUGUGAACAAGUAUCUAGGUAGAAGACCCAGAACUGUUAAGCUACUGGUUCCUGAUGGAAGAGAAUUGUGUGUUGAAAUCACGAGGGUUACUUGUGGAGGCUUUCGUUUGACAAAGGGAUGGAUCAAAUUUUCAAAAGAGGAGAUUUUGAAGCAAGGAGAUAUCGGUUUCUUUGAGUUAAUCCAGAAGAAAAACUUCAUUCUGAAACUUUCAGUUUAUCCUGCAGCUGCAAAGUUGACAUGA
This is a messenger RNA of Mangifera indica (mango), 873 nucleotides long. Its product is annotated as B3 domain-containing transcription factor VRN1-like. NCBI's taxonomy places the organism in Eukaryota, Viridiplantae, Streptophyta, Magnoliopsida, Sapindales, Anacardiaceae. The record is from RefSeq and is a predicted model, not a curated record. Bases 1 to 873 code for a protein of 290 amino acids. The transcript has 3 exons. Gene Ontology annotation, molecular function: DNA binding.